GUUGGAACAAAGCCUUGGCAUAUUGAGCCAAGAGAGGAUUUUUGGGCUUUAAAGUGAAACAACAGCAAGCCUAAACCCCAAAAGCAACCCAAUUUGUCCCCUCCUCUAGCUUUCUUUCUGUUUCUAGCUCACCUUAUCUUCCAAAAGCACCCAAAACCCCAGAAUUUCUAGGGUUUUUCUCCAGUUCUUCCCAGGCAGGCUGCUUUUCUCUUCUGUAUUCUCGUUGAAAGACAUCACAAGAAUGGAACAACCAGCAACACCAACUGUUGUUCCUGGAAAGGACAAAGAAAACAACAACAAAGCACAGAAAAAAAUCCCAACACCCCAAGAGCUGAUAUCCCAUUACCAAACCCAAGGCCUCGAUUCCCAACAAGCUUCCAUCAAGGUCAUAGAAGAUCUUCAGAAUGUGGUGAUGAGGGUCGUCUCUUCCAACUCCAAAUCCAAGAAAGAUAAUAAGUUCUUGAUUGACACUUCGAGAAAGAUUGACAGUGUCAACAGCAGGCUUGCAGUUGUUGAUAUGAAGCUUGACUCGAAGCCUGGAUACCUGGAGACUCUUGCCAUUGGGAUUGCUUCUGGGGCUGCUUUAAAUGGCAUCGGCAGUGUUUUGCCUCAUGUUUUUGAGGGUUUUGCUCAGAUUUGGUCCUCUGUUAGGACUGCUACUAAGCCAUCUUCUCCUUAAAUCUAUAGUGUCAAUUUCCCGGUUAGCCUUUUUUAAAAAAAAAAAAAAAAUUGUUUUGGCUAAUGUUGGUUUGCGAACUUGGGGACUUCAAUGUUACUGAACAAAUGUUAAUUUCUUUUGUGGUAUUUUCAUAUCCUCGUUUGUAGAAAUGAAAUGCAAGUAUUUGAAACAUCAAAGAAGCAAUUACUUGUAAAUUGCUGAAUUUUGGGUAUACAGUAUACUAGUCAUGGCAAUUAAGACCAAGUAUGACACCACCCAAAUUAUCCUGUUUUAAUGGUUAUUUUAGGGUCUUUGGUUUUGUUUUCUUUUUUCUUUUUGGAUUAUGUCGGCUGUUUCUGGGAUUGCACCAAAGUUGAAUUUAUCUGAUUCUCGUAGUGUUUGGGAACUUGAAUGUGAAGAAAGGAAUUGGAGUUCAAAGCUAAUGUCAAAUACAAGAAUCCUCGAAA
Molecule: messenger RNA, 1125 nt
Organism: Theobroma cacao (cacao)
Lineage: Eukaryota; Viridiplantae; Streptophyta; Magnoliopsida; Malvales; Malvaceae
Product: ribosomal protein-like protein
Source: RefSeq, a predicted model, not a curated record